Messenger RNA from Uranotaenia lowii, 1563 nucleotides. RefSeq lists its product as uncharacterized. The transcript has a single exon. NCBI's taxonomy places the organism in Eukaryota, Metazoa, Arthropoda, Insecta, Diptera, Culicidae. The record is from RefSeq and is a predicted model, not a curated record. Bases 86 to 1519 code for a protein of 477 amino acids.
UGAAUUGAGAAAUUCCAGUUCAAGCCUAAACAAGCAAUAUUUUUGCAAAAGAAAAAAGUGAUAUUUCGGAACCAAUAAAUCUAAAAUGUUUUUACAGGAGUUUGAAUUAAUGGACGAGGAACCGGACUUCUCGAGCGCUAAUAACCAAAAUCAGGUUUGCACAGCUUCAUCAAGCACUAAACCAGCAGCUGAUUGGAUUUUUACAAAGCACGAUUUGGAAUAUUUGUAUCCUCGUAUCGAACAUCAAGUAAAAGAGAAAAUUUUUAAUCCGAUCAACUCCGUUUUGGAUGCAUACUGGCCUGUGUAUGUUAACAGUUUCAAGGUUACAUCUCCCGAACGAGGUACCUGGUAUGAUGAAAUUGCCAGCUAUUUCGCUGUACAUGGUUUGAUUACUAGAAUGGUAUAUUUUCAUGAUGCCGACGUUGAACUAUUUCAGUACCAACAGAAAUAUCAGGUCCUCGACUUUUUAGUCUAUUUCGUAUCAAAGGAUGAUGCCGAAAGUGCAAUCAGAAGAUGUCAUCGUCAAUUACGUUACGGUUAUCACCUAAACGUAGCCUGCGGCCGCGUGCGAGCGCAACUUGUUAAGAAAAGAUCUCUCAUGUUCACUGAAACCUCAAAUAUGUUUUCGAACACAUACGCAUCCAAAACUUCAGGCUUAACCAUCCCUCUGGAAUUCCAUGCGGAAUCAACAUUCGCUCCAUUUGGCACUGUUGAUUUUAUCACACGUUACUCUACUACACUGUUUGCAAUUGAAUUUGAAUCUAAGAAGGAAAUGGGAAAUGCUCUAAGAAGUCAGAUGAACUAUGCACCUGUUAAAUUUCGUAAAAAGUGUUCAUACAAGCAGCGUUUUGUUGAAUACGAUGUUAGAAACCACCUCAAGAAGAUACUGUAUGAAAAUCCAAAUUUUUUGAACAUGAUGCCUAAACCACAUAUCAUGCAAUUCUUUUUGCGUGGGGAAAAUCCGAUAACAGAUUUAACGUGGCGAAAUAGUUUAGUUCCUGUACGAUCAUUAUAUGGCAUGCAACAGAAAAGACUCCAGCGAAGGGAGUGCCACUUCCGUCAAAAAUUAAAACGUCAAGCAGAGAAACUGCUAAAGCAAAAAAGCGAAACAUCAGUUUCUAAUCCAGAAAAUAAUUUGACAUCAAACGUAGAAAUACAAAGCGGAAAUUCGAACCCGGAAUGCGUUGAACAUCAAACGAACCCUCCUAACGAAGAAUGUGCAAAAUCGGAGCAGAACUCUUACCCAAAGGAGGAAGACCAUGCAAAAUUGGCAUACCAAAAAGAAAUUUCAGAAUUACAACAAAAUUGGAAAAAUGAAGAUGAACAUUUAGCCGAAAAGGAUAAAAGACAAAAACUUGUAAUGGCAAAGAUAAAUCAAUAUCUCAAAGCUCGUUUCUUGCCAACAACCUCCCGUGAUUACGUUCUUAAAUGCCGAACAACUAAUGUACCCACAAAAAAAUCAAAAACGAAGGCUACAAAAAAACUGGACACAUCGAAUAAUGUUAUUAUAUUCUUAUAAGUAAACAGAAAGCCUAAUUAUCAUUUUAACAUUGACAAAUAAAA